AUGGGCAAUAGUCGGACCUAUGGGCCAAAGCGCGAGGAGCCAGUGAGGGGCUAUGAGGAUACUGCUAUGGAGUUUCCCAGACUGCUUGCCUUGCUGUUGGUAGUGUUGGAGUGGACCCGGCCAGGCCUCCCGUCCCCGCUGAGGCCGAUCUGUGACCCGAGGGUCCUGAACCACUUCAUCAAGGAAGCCCGAGACGCAGAAGUCGCUAUGAAGUCAUGUAGAGAAGGAUGCAGCCUGUCAGAGUCGGUCACUGUUCCCCAAACCAGAGUUGACUUGGAUGUGUGGGAGAAGAAAAAUGCACUGCAGCAAGCCCAGGAGGUGCAGUCUGGUUUAUGGCUUCUACAACAGGCCCUCGGCUUGCUACGCACCUCCGUCACCAACACAGCACUGCACAUCCACAUAGAUAACUCCAUUAGAAACCUGCUCACCAUCAACACUGUGCUGCGUAGUCUCAACAUUCAGGAAUAUAACCCACCCCCAAGUGCAGUUGGGCUUGAGGGAACAUGGAGGACAUCAUCAGCAACAGAUCUGUUUCAAGUCUACGUCAAUUUCCUGCGAGGCAAAGUGCACCUCCUCCUUUUGGGUGCACAGGCUUGUCAGCCAGAUGUCAGCUGAUCAGCCGAUCUCCCUUCUCCGAAGGACGAAGCUAAUUUGUGCUCCCAAAGGCAAAAGGAGGGACUUGACACCGUUGACCUGCACCCUGGCUGGCGUACGUGGUGUGGAAAGAAAGAUACAGCUAUUCUCGCAUACAGAGAGGAAGCUGUAAGAAAAGGACAGUCCGAGCUAGACUGUGGAUGGACAGGGGACGAUUGCACACUGGAACAUAGAUGUGAUAAAUGGUCAUGGUGAAGGACUGACCAAAAUAAGGCCUUUGGGAAGCACUGCUCCAAUAGCUCUUCUACUGGCACUCUCUUGCACUUUGUGUUUGGAUGUACUUCUGUUUGUGUAAAUCAAGACUGUGAGUUUAAAAUAUGCACAUAAUGCACAUGUGUUUGCUUCCAGCCAGACUGACCCCCAACACUCAUCUCUUUUGAGGGAAUAGUGGAGUGAAACCAGGAUAAAUGAAAAGGUUGUGACAGGUUACCCCCUUUUCAAUACCACUGCAAACAAAAUUAGAGGCCUCUCCCAACAGCCACAUUUUCCAACUGUGCCUCAAAGAAGGUCUUCCCUCAGUUUUUUUUUUAGUGAAUAUUUUUUAAUAUAUUUUUAACUGUUGUCAAAUUGCUAUUUAUACAGAUUUUCUACUUCAAAACUCACGUCUUUGUAUUUUUUUUUGUGUCAGAUGUUGAAGAUUUUAGUUGGGCUCCUUGCCUUGUUCUCAUGUGUAACACAUUUGCAAUGGUGUUGGACACCAUUUGCACUGGCAUGCUGCUGUCUUCCUUUUCAUAGACUGUGCGUAACGGUCACCGUUUCUCACGACAUGUUCUUGCUGAAUAACGGGGCAAAAGACUGAUCAGCCGACGCCGACAUUCAGUUCCAGUGAGUGAGGGAGCAGUCGAUCAGUGACGAGGGCACUACAGGAGAACUGUGAAGCCAUUUCGUCAUGAUCCGUGUCACUGUUGCUGCCUGACCAACACACGGCCAGUCACAACACACUGAUAACCACUGCCUGGGAAAAAAAUAUGGUGUUUGGCUUUUACAAUUAACAUCCUGUGAGGCUCUAAUUACAAAUAGUUUUCCAGAACGUGACGUCUAAUGGUGCCUCUUCCCUGCCUGUUGUUUGUCAAAUGGCAGACAGGCAAUCAGUUAGUGCUGGGAACUUAAGGUUUUCUAUAAAAUGGAAGCUCUAUAUUUUUCCGACUACUUCAGUGUUCUUCCUUGUUUUUUUCCUUAUUUUUAUAUCUUGUUGAGGAAGCACAAGAUGUUUUUAAGGAUGUUUGUACAUGUUCUUUCCUGUUAUUUUGUGUUGUUUUGUCCCAAAAGGU
Messenger RNA from Solea senegalensis (Senegalese sole), 1925 nucleotides. It is a transcript of the gene epoa, whose product is annotated as erythropoietin a. Bases 1 to 615 code for a protein of 204 amino acids. Lineage: Eukaryota; Metazoa; Chordata; Actinopteri; Pleuronectiformes; Soleidae. Gene Ontology annotation, molecular function: cytokine activity; hormone activity; erythropoietin receptor binding. The record is from RefSeq and is a predicted model, not a curated record. Gene Ontology annotation, cellular component: extracellular region. The transcript is spliced from 5 exons. Gene Ontology annotation, biological process: nucleate erythrocyte development.